UUUUCUUUUCUUUCCCAUUUCAAUUCCAUUCCACUUCCCACUUCUCAUACACAUUUUUUCAGUUUCACUUACUCACUCACUCACUCUCAGAAACCCUAACACCUUCGCUUCUUCAUUGCUACAACGCCAUUCACCAGAUCUGCAACCAAUUGUUGAAGCUAUGCACCAUUAGCUUCUUCAUAACAUGUCCAAUUCCGAUCCAAAUAAUCGCCACCGCACAGGUUCGUGGCCGCCGGCGACGUCUCCGGCUCCGGCUCCGGCUCCGGCGCCGGAUGCUAAAGCAAUGCCGCCUUCUUCCUGGGCCAAGAAGACCGGCUUUAAGCCCAAAUUCUCUGGCGAGACCAAUGUCGGCGAUUCGGGUCAGAUUAGCAGCCUUCCGCCCAAGCCAAGAGAACCCGAACCGAAUGUGGAUCUCGAAGCGGGUCGGGUUCGGACAAACGCGACCGCGAACGGCGUCGUUCAAGGUGACAAGGUUGUUGUUGCGCCCUCGCUUGCGAAGGAUCAGACGGUGAAGAAGCGGAAGGAUUCCGAUGGCGUUCCGAAGAGUUCCGUUCCCAGUACUAACGGACAGGCAAUCGUCGCGGCGGAGCAGCCGUCUCAGCCGCCCCGGAGAACGGCGAGGCAUGAGGAAGUGGUGGAUGGUUUGCCGCGGACUGUGGAUGACGAUGGUUUUGUUUCCAGGCACUCGCAUAUGAAGUAUGAGCUGAGAGAUUCACCUGGUUUAGUUCCCAUUGGUGUGUACGGUAUCCAGCAUUACGUUUCGAUAUUAGGUUCGUUGAUUCUCAUUCCACUUGUCAUAGUUCCUGCCAUGGGAGGCACUCAUGAGGACACUGCUAUGGUGGUAUCGACAGUGCUCUUCGUCUCGGGGGUGACUACACUCUUGCAUAUUAGUUUUGGGUCUAGGUUGCCUUUGAUACAAGGCCCUUCUUUUGUUUAUCUGGCACCUGCUCUGGCGAUAAUCAACUCCCCGGAGUUUCAAGGUUUAAAUGGAAAUAAAUUCAGGCAUAUAAUGAAGGAGCUGCAGGGGGCCAUAAUUAUUGGAUCAGCUUUUCAAGCUUUACUUGGAUAUACUGGACUUAUGUCGCUGUUAGUAAGGUUGAUCAAUCCUGUAGUUGUAUCCCCGACUAUUGCUGCUGUUGGAAUUUCAUUUUACAGUUAUGGUUUCCCAUUAGUUGGUACAUGCCUUGAGAUUGGAGCAGUGCAGAUAUUAGUGGUUAUAGUUUUUUCUCUUUAUCUUCGUAAGAUCUCUGUUCUUGGACAUCGCAUAUUUCUAAUAUAUGCAGUUCCUUUGGGUCUGGCAAUUACAUGGGCGUUUGCUUUCUUGCUGACUGAAGCAGGAACCUACAGCUACAAAGGGUGUGAUAUAAAUAUACCUGCCUCAAAUAUGGUUUCGGAGCACUGCAGAAAGCAUUUUUCAAGGAUGAAGCAUUGUCGGGUUGAUACAUCUCAAGCAUUGAAAUCCUCUCCAUGGUUUAGAUUUCCUUAUCCACUACAAUGGGGUACUCCGGUCUUCCACUGGAAAAUGGCUCUUGUAAUGUGUGUGGUUUCCUUAAUCUCAUCUGUGGAUUCGGUUGGCUCAUACCAUGCAUCUUCAUUAUUGGUAGCAUCCAGACCUCCAACUCCUGGAGUUCUGAGUCGAGGAAUUGGUUUGGAAGGUCUUUCUAGUGUCUUGGCUGGCCUAUGGGGAACUGGAACUGGGUCUACAACUUUAACUGAAAAUGUUCACACAAUUGCUGUGACUAAAAUGGGUAGCCGCAGGGCAGUUCAACUGGGUGCAUGCUUUCUGAUUGUAUUGUCUCUUGUGGGUAAGGUUGGAGGGUUCAUUGCUUCAAUUCCUGAAGUCAUGGUUGCUGGUCUCCUCUGCUUUAUGUGGGCAAUGCUUACAGCAUUGGGCUUGUCAAAUCUACGCUAUAGUGAGGCUGGAAGCUCUCGCAAUAUCAUCAUAGUUGGGUUAUCAUUGUUUUUCUCUCUUUCCAUACCUGCCUACUUUCAACAAUAUGGAAUUUCUCCAAAUUCCAACUUGUCUGUACCAAGUUAUUUUCAGCCCUACAUUGUGGCUUCUCACGGCCCUUUUCGCAGCAAAUAUGGAGGGGUAUGCCUGUGUUUUUCUAAAAUAACACUUGUUAAUAUGAUCCUUUGGCAGUUGAACUAUGUCUUGAACACGCUUUUCUCACUACACAUGGUGAUAGCGUUUCUUGUUGCUGUUAUUCUGGAUAAUACUGUACCUGGUAGUCGGCAGGAACGUGGGGUAUAUGUUUGGUCCGAACCUGAGGUUGCUAGAAGGGAACCUGCUGUUGCUAAUGACUAUGAGUUGCCCUUGGGAAUUGGUAGGAUUUUCAGAUGGGUGAAGUGGGUUGGACUGUGAAAGACUAGGGUUUCGUUGGUUGACAUUUUCAGUUUAUUAAAUGCUCUCAACUGCUCAAGCGACCCUGAGUCUAGAUUCACAUGUCUUGUGCGGCUCCAUGAUGGAUAGUAAUAGGUCAUGUUACAGAGUUGAUUUGUAUACACUGGGGAUCCAUAGGGGUCUUUUGUAUUGUAAUUAACUAGAUUAACCAUGUAUCUAGUUUUGAUUCAUUCAAAUUCUC
This is a messenger RNA of Gastrolobium bilobum, 2585 nucleotides long. RefSeq names its product nucleobase-ascorbate transporter 12-like. Gene Ontology annotation, cellular component: plasma membrane. The transcript has 10 exons. Gene Ontology annotation, biological process: transmembrane transport. The record is from RefSeq and is a predicted model, not a curated record. Lineage: Eukaryota; Viridiplantae; Streptophyta; Magnoliopsida; Fabales; Fabaceae. Bases 185 to 2365 code for a protein of 726 amino acids. Gene Ontology annotation, molecular function: transmembrane transporter activity.